This is a messenger RNA of Dendronephthya gigantea, 2918 nucleotides long. RefSeq names its product angiopoietin-1 receptor-like. The record is from RefSeq and is a predicted model, not a curated record. Gene Ontology annotation, molecular function: ATP binding; protein binding; transmembrane receptor protein tyrosine kinase activity. Gene Ontology annotation, biological process: multicellular organism development; cell surface receptor protein tyrosine kinase signaling pathway; positive regulation of kinase activity. The transcript is spliced from 18 exons. Lineage: Eukaryota; Metazoa; Cnidaria; Anthozoa; Malacalcyonacea; Nephtheidae. Gene Ontology annotation, cellular component: signaling receptor complex. Bases 313 to 2706 code for a protein of 797 amino acids.
CUCGACUGUAUUAGUGUAUACGUGAGGAAAUUAUCGUUUUUCCGCCUCUAUAAUCUACACAAGGUUAUUUGGUAGAAGCGAUAUAUAAGACAAAAGUUUGAGUCUUCAUAAUUUGUGAUAAAAAGCUGAUGAAAUAUCUUCUGAUAUACUUCCGUCUUAAUCGGGAUUCCUGUGUGUCGACUUAUAACACUGCCAACACUGGCGGACUGUCCGGUUCCUCGGUUUGUACAGAUCGAUAAGGCAGAUCAGUUACUGAUAGAGGGAAGAAGUGUUUCUUACUAUUCGACAGGAAAGGGAUACUGCAUAUUUGUUAUGGUACUACAUAUCAUAAUAAUGCGGGUGAUUUGUACGGUUGCUUUAUUUUGCUCGCAGCUAAAAACGGUGUUGGCUGCAAAAGAGCAAAUUACACCGAAGAACCAUUUGACUUUGGAUGAUUGGAGAGAUGUGAAUGGCAAACAAGGCGAUGUGAAAGAAACGUGGAGCCCUUCAAGCGAUGGCAAAGAAAUCCUUACAGCAGUCGGUAAACGUGGUGGUGCAAGCUGGUUCAUUACACCGAAACUGGAUUUACCGAAAACGUCGUAUCUCAAUAUAUCAGCAUCAUGCACACUUAAUUGCCAAUUAGAACUUUAUGGACAAAAUGACUAUUCUGCAAAGACAAGCAAAUUCCAACCUAUAGAAAACGCAACGUUUAGCAACAAAACUACGAAAAUCAUCACAAUCAACACCAGGAAGUCUUACUCUCUUUUACGUAUUCUUGCACGGAUUCCGUCGUCGUCAUCAGGAAAGGAAAGCAGAUUCACUAUUUACUCUAUCAACAUGUAUUAUUAUUACUGUGAAGAAAAGACUGAAUAUAACACAACUUUAAGAAGAGUGAACUCAUCCACAGAAGACAUUGAUAAAACGGUUCAAUGUCAAGAUAAUUCUGUUUCAAGCAACGGUGGAAAUAACAGUAACAUAAUAGCAAAGUGUACACCGCAAGGAGCCUGGGACUUAGAUAAUGAAACAUGUGAUUGUUUAAAAGGGUUUGAAGGUUCUGUUAAGUGUUUUCGUUGUCAAAAAGACUUCUACAAAACUACUCUUGGAGAUUCACCAUGCCAAAAAUGUCCUUCGGGUAAAACAAACAAUACGAUGCACACAGAAUGUGAUUGUUUAAAACGUCAUUAUAUUGGAGAUGAUGAUAAUGGACCAUGCUAUGCGGUUCCACCUGCAGUCGAGGAGUUGAUGGUUAAAAAGGGAAAAACGUCAGUUAAACUUACUUGGAAGAAACCAGAAGUUGACCAAUCGUUGUUACAUAUUGGAAAUUUGACAUUUACCAUCGUAUGUGAUAAUUGCAACAGGUCAAGAACUACAUUUUUUCCAGCCAAAACAAACUUAACAACGACGUUCAUAAAUAUCUCUGGAUUGGUAACCAACAAGUCCUAUACGUUUAAGGUGUUUACAAUGAACAGUCUGAAAAAUGUCACUUGGAAUUAUGCUGAGCAAUCUGUCACACUUCCAGAUUACCCAAACCCAACAACACCGUCUUUAGUAACAAAGGCUAACCCGGGUGUUACCAAAAUUGGCGGAUUAGAAGGUGGAUUGAUAGGCAUUGCUUCUACAAUUAUUUUUGCUGUCGUUGCAUGUCUUUUCAUGCGACGAAUUCGAAAAAAACAGCGCGAGCGAUCUGUAAAGGAGCCUGAACCACCACCAAUUCCCUCAAAAUCGACAACGCUUGAACUGAAAACUCAUGUAAACAUCGUUGCAGAGAGUCACACUCGUGUCGAUAUAUUGAAAGACUGGGAGAUCUCACCAAAUGAUCUGAAGGUGCUGGACAAAAAUCUAGGAGCUGGUCAGUUUGGAGUUGUAAAACAAGGCUUAUAUACACCUAAAAAUAGCGAUCCAGAGAAAGUUGCUAUAAAAAUGCUGAGAGAAAACGCCACGGAAUCGGAUCUGGUGGAUCUGCUGGCUGAGAUAAAGAUCUUGAAAGAAGCGAACAAAGAACAACACCCAAAUAUCAUAAAAUUCAUUGGAAGCUGCUCAUUAAGAGGGAAACUUCUCAUGGUAACGGAGUUUUGUCCUGGAGGAAAUCUACGAAAAUUUCUGAUCAAAAGUAGAAUCAGCAAUAACCCGAACACUACAACGUCAGAUUAUGUCAAUAUAGUUUCGGCGUUGAGCCAUCGUCAUUUGUUGAAAUUAGCUGCUGACGUUGCAAGUGGAAUGGUUCAUCUUUCCUCACAAAAUUUUCUUCAUCGGGAUUUAGCGGCCAGAGAAUGUAUUCUUCUUGGUGAAGAGAAUGUGGCAAAAAUAUGUGACUUUGGUUUGGCCAGAGAUGUUGGAAGUACUGAGGAAUAUAUACGAAAUACUCAGAAUCUUCUUCCAGUGAAAUGGAUGUCCUUGGAAAGUUUAUUUGACGGUGUCUUCACAACUGCAAGUGAUGUAUGGAGCUUUGGUGUUCUUCUCUAUGAAAUUACAACUCUCGGUGAGGAACCAUACAAGAACAUUCCACCACGUGCUGUUAUCACUCACGUGGAAUCGGGAGGUCGAAUGUCAAAACCUCCACAUUGCUCCAAUGAGGUAUAUGAAAUAAUGUCAAAUUGUUGGAAAAUUAAUCCAAAAGAGCGACCCACUUUCCCAGAAAUAUUGCAGGCUCUACGUGAUAUGCUGAAUGAUAGCGAGCGUUCGUACAUUAAUGUUACCCAUGUGGAAGACGAAUCUCGGUUUGUUUAACCAUGUAGUCUAAUGGAGUGGUCAAGAUGGAAGGCAUAUUAGAAAAUACAUGAAAAAACGUUUUUUAUAAAACGUAAAGGGUAUAGAACAUGUAAAAAGCCAUCUUCAAGACCAAGAAAUCUUUCUCAAUUAUAGCUAAUAUAGACCUUUGUUUGAAGUAUGUUAUCUAUAGAAUAUUAUAGGCCUAGGUAACGUCUUGUUUAUUACAUAAU